GGCGCACGGGGCCACGAGUGCCGGGCGCGCGCCUGGGGGGAGGGGCGCGCGCGCCAGACGACGGGCCAGGGGAGCCCUAGGGAGCCACUAUAGGGCAGACGGCGCGCGCGUCCCCGAGGGGCUAGGAGCCGCGAGGCGGCGGCGGCGGGCUUGCGCGCGCGGUGCCGCCGCUGGCUCAGUUCUCCUCUCCUCCCCUCCCCCUCGCCGCCCUCGCUCUCCCCCGGGCGGCCGGAGACGGCGGCGGCGUCUGCGGGAAGCCGUGUGUCUCCGCAGUGACGUGGGCGGGCCGAGGGCUCGGUGACGUCAGAGGGCUGUGUGUAGCGAUGUGUGUGGGGUUCGGAGCGGCGCCGGCACAGCCAAGGGGAGCGGGCGAGCGGCGGCGGCGGCGGCGGCGGCGGCGGCGGGCACAGAUUAAUUAAAAGAAGAAUGAACAGUAAUCCUUGAAGAUAACUGGGCAGAUUUUUCUUUAGGUUUCAUUUUUAAUCACAGAAAUUCAAGUGGAUUCAGAGUCUCUUGUUACUGGUGUGAGGGUUUAUUCAAGCCUUCAUUUUGUUCACACAGACCAACAGAUCAUUUUUAGAGAAGAUAUUCCCGCACCCCCCCAUUUUUUUGUGUGUCCUUGGUGCCAAAUACUAAAUUUGGGUGCAUAAUUUUGACACGUGAUUUUUGACACAAGCAUAAACUUUUUGGGUGUUGUGCCUAAAACUAAACCAAACUGUUGCAUUGAACUUGGACAUCUUGAAUUGAGAGAACUGAUAACUUUAUUUUAGUACAUAUACCUGAAGAUUAAAAAAAAAAAAGUUUCCUAGGAGGUGUGCCUCUUAAAAUUAUUCUUUGUUAUUAGACAUAAUUUUUUUUAUAGUACUGGCAGUACUUAUACUGAAGUAUUAGCAGAACCAAACAAAGUUGCAAAAUCUAUUGAGUAGUGUAGGGAUAUCUCUUUGGAAAUUUAAAUUUUCUUUGAGAAUAAGUUACCAUAAGAAUUGGUACACAUUAAUUCUCUCUCUUAAAAUAAGCAACUAAAUAAUAAUGCAAAUUUCAGACUUACUUGUUUAACACAGUAGUUUUUAGCAAUGGAAAACCUACAGGCAAAUUUUUCCUUGGUUCAGAGCUCAAAUAAAAAAUUGAAUGGGAUGGAAGAUGAUGGCAGCCCUCCGGUGAAAAAGAUGAUGACAGACAUUCAUGCAAAUGGAAAAAUGAUGAUAAACAAGUUGCCAGCAGUAAAGAAGGAACACUUGGAUGACUAUGAAACACCAAUGGAAACCAACGAAGAGCAUGUCAAGAGGACCUGUGCCUCUGUGCCUGAACCUUUACAUUUAAAUCCUAGUUUGAAACAUACUUUGGCACAAUUCCAUUUAAGUAGUCAGAGCUCUUUGGGUGGACCAGCAGCGUUUUCUGCUCGGUAUUCCCAAGAAAGCAUGUCACCUACGGUAUUUCUGCCUCUUCCAUCUCCUCAGGUUCUUCCUGGUCCACUGCUCAUCCCUUCUGAUAGCUCCACAGAACUCACCCAGACUGUGUUGGAAGGGGAGUCUAUUUCUUGUUUUCAGGUUGGAGGAGAAAAGAGACUCUGUUUGCCCCAAGUCCUAAAUUCUGUUCUCCGAGAAUUUUCACUCCAACAAAUAAAUACAGUGUGUGAUGAAUUGUACAUUUAUUGCUCCAGAUGUACAUCAGACCAGCUUCACAUCUUAAAGGUCCUGGGAAUACUUCCAUUCAAUGCCCCAUCCUGUGGGCUGAUCACAUUAACUGAUGCACAAAGACUAUGUAACGCUUUAUUGCGGCCACGCACCUUUCCUCAAAAUGGUAGUAUACUACCUGCAAAAAACUCAUUGGCCCAGUUGAAGGAAACUGGCAGUGCCUUUGAAGUGGAACAUGAAUGCUUGGGCAAAUGUCAGGGUUUAUUUGCACCCCAAUUUUAUGUUCAGCCAGAUGCUCCAUGUAUUCAGUGUCUAGAGUGCUGUGGAAUGUUUGCACCCCAGACGUUUGUGAUGCAUUCUCACAGAUCACCGGACAAAAGGACUUGCCACUGGGGCUUUGAGUCAGCCAAAUGGCAUUGCUAUCUUCAUGUGAACCAAAAAUACUUGGGGACACCUGAAGAAAAGAAACUGAAGAUAAUUUUAGAAGAAAUGAAGGAGAAAUUUAGCAUGAGGAAUGGGAAGAGGACUCAAUCCAAGAUAGAUACACCGCCAGGAAUGGAAUUGCAGUCAUGGUAUCCAGUUAUAAAACAGGAAGGUGACCAUGUCUCUCAGACACAUUCAUUUUUACAUCCCAGCUACUACUUAUACAUGUGUGAUAAAGUGGUUGCACCAAAUGUGUCACUUACUUCAGCUGUACCUCAGUCUAAAGAGGUCACAAAGACAGAGGCAAGCAAAUCUAUACCAAGACAGUCAGAGAAGCCUCACAGUAGUGGGAAACAUCAAAAAAUAGUGUCUUAUCCAGAUGUCUCACUGGAGGAACAAGAGAAAAUGGAUCUAAAAGCAAGUAAAGAAUUAUAUAGCCACCUAGAUCCAUCAGUCUCGAAUAAUUCUACCAGCAAAAAGAAACCUGAGUCUGCCACUUGCAGCUUAGUCAGAGACACAAGCAAAUCAGGAACUGACUGUGAUGUUGCAGCUUCAUCUCCAUUUCUUGUCAAAGAUGUCACUUGUGAGGACGAUAAGGGAAAAAUCAUGGAAGAAGUAGUGAGAACUUACGUAAAACAACAGGAAAAACUGAACUCAGUUUUACAGAAGAAGCAACAACUUCAGAUGGAAGUUGAAAUGUUGAGUAGUUCAAAAGCUAUGAAGGAACUUACUGAAGAACAGCAGAAUUUACAGAAAGAGCUUGAAUCUUUGCAGAAUGAACAUGCUCAAAGAAUGGAAGAAUUUCAUGUUGAACAGAAAGACUUAGAGAAAAAACUAGAGCAGGUAAUGAAGCAAAAAUGUACCUGUGACUCAAAUUUAGAAAAAGAUAAAGAGGCUGAAUAUGCAGCACAGCUGGCAGAACUGAGACAGAGACUGGACCAUGCUGAGGCUGAUAGGCAAGAACUCCAAGACGAACUCAGACAGGAACGGGAGGCAAGGCAGAAGUUAGAGAAGAUGAUAAAAGAGCUAAAGCUGCAAAUUUUGAAAUCAUCAAAGACUGCUAAAGAAUAGAAACCUUCAAAGAAAUCCAUCUGUGUGUUCCCAACAGGGUUUAUUUUUAUUUGUUUGUUUACUUUGGUAAAUGGAUUCUGAACAAUUUAUCUGCAUGAAAUAACGGCAUUCUAUCCAUUUGUAGAUCAGAGAAAGUGAAGAGAUUAUAUAUUAGUAUAUAAAUUUUUACAUUUUCCAAAUGAAUGAAAAUGUAUGUUCCUUUGUACUUUUCCUUUCAACCAGCUUCAAACCAAUACUUUGCAGUUUCAACUAUUAGAUAUGAUGCCUAUAUUUCUAAUGCAGUUUAACGAUUGCAUACUUUUUAAAAGCUGCAUUGUGUGAUGGAAAAUAGUUUUGAUCAAUUUUGUUAUCCAUAUUUUAGACUCAAUUUUAGAUACAAUGGUGGCUUCAUAUUUCAUAUAUAGAGCUACUCAAGGAGUUGUCCAUUUUUUUCAUUAACAAUCUCCUUUCUAAGUUGAAAGUAUACUCAUUAUUCAUCUUGUGGCAUGAAUUUCCACCAGUUCCUUUCUAUUUAAUGUCUCCUAAGAGACAUUUUGUCAGUAGAGGAAUUUCAUUGAUGAAGUUAUAGCACACCCCAAGGGAAAAGAUAACAUGCUUUCUUAUACACUGCUGUUAAACUCAAGAACCAGUUAUAAUUAGAUUUUCUGUUUAAAUGUGGUUAUAUUUAGAGAAAGUUUUUUAUGCAGCAACUUUAGAAGAGGGAAUAAAAUGUCAUAAUUUUUGAACUUUUGUUUAUGUUGUUAAUAGUGUUGUGAAAAUAUUAAUGUACUUGAGAAAAACUGAUACCAUUGAUGUACAUCGGUUUCUAUAAAAUCCAUAAUCCUCCUGUACAGUUUUUAUAUGUAGUUGUGGGUCUUACUGAAAUUUAUAUAAUGGAUUUGUUUUCCUUUAAAUUGUAAGAUAUUAAACACUUUGAAGGUUAUUUUGGACUUUUGUAUGUUUAAAUGUUAAGUCUUACCAAAUGUGCAUGAAUGGACCAUUUUCAAUUAUUAUUUAAUAUCAAAAUCAGGAAUUUACAGUCAACUAGUAGUGUAUGAUAGAUUAAUAUAGGGAAGUUUACUUAUCUGCUAGAUAGUUUUUAGAAGACAGAAAUUCCAUAGUUUGGGGAGGGACAACUUCUUCUGCACUUUUUUUUUGCACAGAAAAGUCUAUCAUUAAUGGCAAACUUCAUGUUAGUUAAUUCUUGGCUUAAAAGAUCCUAGGUAAAAUUCUUAGUAUGCAUUUUUUAAAAGAAAGUUUCCUGAAGCUACCAUUAAUUGACAUGAUUAUCCCAUGAAUUUAAUUUUUAUAUUCUUGUGUAUGGUACUAUAUGAAAUUACUUGAGAGCUAAAUUUAUUUUAUAAAUCAGCUAAAGUUAAGGUUAUUUACUCUUCCCAUCAUAGACAGUAGAUGCUUGGUAUAGAACUUCAAAAGUAAGUAGGUUAUCAUUUAGCCAGUUAUUUUCAUAUUUUGCUUAAUGGUACUGAUAUAGCCUAAAAGAAUUUUUGUACUUCCCAAAGUAUAGUUUCUUUACUAAAGUAUCAUCUAAAUGUGUAUUUUCUAUUUUCCAUUUAAGUUUUACUGUGUUAACUCUGCAAUUUAAUUGGUCAGUCCUUGGAAUCUCCUUAAGGAAGAACACAUGUUAAAAUGACAUACAGGAAUAAAUAUUAAAAAUGACAUAUGCUUCUAAUACUUUUUAUUUGCCUUUAUCAUCUGGAGAAAGAAAAACACAAAGAUAUGACACAGUUUCGUUUUAGUUAUGGGUUAGUUGCGUCACAGCUAAACUUUUGGGGAGGUAAAACUCAAGUCUGUAUAAUUUAUUUUUCUAUUUCACUCAAAAUCUACUUAUGUUAUUUAGUUAAAAUGAUAAGCUAUUGAAGUUUCAACUCAAAGACAUCUAAAAUAAUUUGUUUAAUCAUUAAAAUAUGUUUUUAAAAAUUCUGAGCAUUGCUUUAAUCACCUUUAAAUUAUCAUAAGCUCUUAAUUUAUUAGCUUUGAAUAAAGAACUAUUUUUUCUAGUCCUUCACAUAAGGGAAACUUGCCACAUGAAAUUGUAUAGUCUUCAUUUUUCAGAAGAUACAUUAAUGUGCCAUCAGUUUCUAACUUCUUUGAAAAUAGUGUUUUGUUUUUUUUUAAGCCAAUUGUAAAUAGUAUGCCUAUUCUAGAUAAAAGCAAUUUUAAGUUAAACUGUACCACAUAGCUUGAAAGUAUAGAGACUUUGUAAUACUUUACAAGUGGCCUCUGCUAAAAAUAUCUUAUCCAUAUAAUUAUUAUUCUUUGCAUGCUCAUUUUGUGUGUUGGUUGUUAGCUUAAAGUUUGUUUUAAUGUUAACUUUUGUGUGCCAACUCAUCAGGCAAACAUAUUUUCCCUCAGACUUCAUAAUAUUUUUCUUUUUAGGAAAAAUAUAAAAAUAUUUACUUUCAAAAGCUGUGUUAAAGGAAUGACAUAUCAGAAGUGCUAGAGCAUCUUUAAAAGGAAGAAAAGAUAGAAUAUUAGUUGACUGGGUGAUGAGUUGAUGUUAAAUUUGAAUGAUGAUAGUUUCUGUAUUCUAAACUUGAUGAGAAAAGGGUACCAAAUCUAUUGUAAAACCUGCUGUUAUUGAGGAAGCUCUGAACAACCCUGGUUUCACAAAUAACACUUUGAAAGAAUUUGACCAAUAAUGUAAGUUUGGCUUGUGCUUUAGUUUUGUAAGGCAUACUCUUUUGCUUGAAUUUCUGUGUCCAGGAGAGUUUGGAUGUUUUAUGGUUCUUGAACUAAUUUUAUAAUAUAUUUAAUAUAUUACCAGUUGAGAUAUAAAAUAUAAAACUUGUACAUAUUGAAUUAAAAACCAGUUGCUAAAGUAGGUGUAGUAGACUGAGUACAGUGAUACUUGCAGGUUACCCAUAUGUUCUAGAAGUCAUGACAGAACGACCGAUUCAUUUACACGUCUUUGGUUUCUGUUUGAAGGAAAGUGAAAUGAUAAAGAAAUUUGAGCAAUAUAAUACAUGCUCAAAGUUAUUUCCCUAUGAGGAGUAGUAAAGCUGGUGCUGAAGAUUUUUGACCAGUUUCUAAAGUUUUCUUCUCAAUGACUUAUGUUUUGAUUGCUUAGGGAAGAAUCCUUACUUUUAUUUGCUCUUAUGCAUUUAAUCCACACGACAACAUAUUACAGAUUAAUAGAAUGAAAAGUUGUGCUCAUACUGUACAUUUAUUUCUGUGCUUAAAACUACUUGUUAGUUUUUAUUGAAGCUGCCAGCAAUAAGGGACACAUUACUGCUGUACCAUACAUUGUGAGAUUGAAUAAACAGCUUAAAUUUUUUUCCUGGCGUAAGACACUUAAGCAUUUCCAUUAUUGGAAGGAAUUUGUAUGGGUAUUCUAUAUUGCAUCUUGUUUAAAAGGACAGUGUUUUUUGUUUUUUUUUUUUGUAAAAUCCAUUUUAAAUGGCUUCUAAACUACUUAAUGCAAUUUGGAGCCUGUUUUUUUUAGUGAGAGUAGUAAAUGUUUUAUAUAGUGCUACUGUGUUUGAAUUAAAGAGAACAAAUGUAAAAACUGAAAUUAAAAAAUUAGGCCUAGAAAACAAAAUAGUGUAUUAAGUUAGUUGAAUGUAAAAGAAAUUUAUAAGAUUUUUUUCCUUUAAUAUAGAUACCUCACUUGAAAAUAAAGCACAGCAUACUUAAAGUAGUUAUAGUUUUUAAAAAAAAUCCUACUAAAAGAAUUGCUAAAUCUUGAACAACUCUUGGGAAGAAUUGUAGUUUGGGAGAAAUAAAAUAUACUUGCUUUUAACCAUCCUGUUAGAAAUAUUUAUUUAUCCUGAUAAUUUUAAGCCAACACAGUAGUCUUAAAUUAUUUCUGAAUUUCUAAUCUGUGAAAGCAGUAAAUGAAAGAUCUGUCGUGCAACUGUUGAAACAAAUUGUUGACUACAUUGACCAUAAUUCAAUUUAAAAUCUUGCCAAUGAUGUACAGUUUUAUGGUUAAAAUUGCUGUGGUUGGUUGCAUUACAUGACACACAAAACUGUCCUCUACCUCACGUGAAAUAAGUAUUUUAUAUGGUUUUACUAUAAAACAAGACUCAUCUAUCUGGUCACUUAGUUUACAAAUUUUGGAUUAUAUUUAUUGAAACAUGACAUACUGUGCUCUUAGCUUAUACCUCAAUUGUAUUUUGUGCUGUUUUCCAUUUUCAUGCCUUGUAAAUAACUUGUAUAGAUUGUGGAUCAAAUUCCAAAUAAAAACUUUUAAUGCCAGUGAAA
This is a messenger RNA of Capra hircus (goat), 7331 nucleotides long. RefSeq names its product SKI like proto-oncogene (gene SKIL). Gene Ontology annotation, cellular component: nucleus. The transcript has 7 exons. The record is from RefSeq and is a predicted model, not a curated record. Gene Ontology annotation, biological process: negative regulation of BMP signaling pathway. Bases 1074 to 3128 code for a protein of 684 amino acids. Gene Ontology annotation, molecular function: SMAD binding; RNA polymerase II cis-regulatory region sequence-specific DNA binding; DNA-binding transcription factor activity, RNA polymerase II-specific. NCBI's taxonomy places the organism in Eukaryota, Metazoa, Chordata, Mammalia, Artiodactyla, Bovidae.